AACUCGUUAGUUUGUGUCUGGGCGCUCCCGCGGCCGCGCGCUCAGUGACGUCAGAGCGGCAGCAGUGAGACAGAGCCGGAGAUAGCGGGACAGAUCUGAAGGGACUGACAGAGACAUUCGCCGCCCGUUCGCUGGCGCUGUCACCGGCACACUGGGACUCAUCUCCAUCCGUCCUGUUCCAGCCGUAACCAGGAAACAAACCCGCCGCCGGGAGAAGGACCCGGGACCCCCUCCGCCCGCUCCCGCCGGACCCGGGACUCCCCCCCCGAGCAGUCAUGGGCUGCACACUGAGCGCGGAGGAAAGAGCAGCGCUGGAGAGGAGCAAACAGAUCGAGAAGAACCUUAAGGAGGAUGGAGUCACCGCUGCCAAGGAUGUCAAACUGCUGCUGCUAGGGGCUGGGGAAUCUGGGAAAAGCACCAUUGUGAAGCAGAUGAAAAUUAUCCAUGAAGAUGGAUUCUCAGGAGAGGAUGUCAAGCAGUACAAACCUGUGGUUUACAGUAACACAAUCCAGUCUCUGGCAGCCAUUGUCCGUGCCAUGGACACUCUGGGCAUUGAGUAUGGUGACAAAGAAAGAAGGCACUGCGCUCGAAAAUACAGUAAAGGGGAAGUUCUGUAUGUGGCCGAUGCCAAGAUGGUGUGUGAUGUCGUGAGCCGCAUGGAAGAUACAGAGCCUUACUCUCCUGAGCUACUAUCUGCCAUGGUGAGACUUUGGGCAGACUCCGGAAUUCAGGAAUGCUUCAACCGAUCCAGGGAAUACCAACUUAAUGACUCCGCUAAAUACUACCUAGACAGUUUAGAUCGUAUCGGAGCCCCUGAUUAUCAGCCUACAGAACAGGAUAUCCUGAGAACCAGAGUGAAGACCACUGGAAUUGUAGAAACUCACUUCACCUUCAAAAACCUUCACUUCAGGCUGUUUGAUGUUGGGGGGCAGCGAUCAGAACGUAAGAAGUGGAUUCACUGUUUUGAGGAUGUCACAGCUAUCAUUUUCUGUGUGGCACUUAGUGGGUACGACCAGGUCCUUCAUGAAGAUGAAACAACGAACCGGAUGCACGAGUCUCUUAUGCUCUUUGACUCCAUCUGUAACAACAAGUUCUUCAUUGACACAUCAAUCAUUCUCUUCCUCAACAAGAAGGACCUGUUUGCUGAGAAGAUCAAGAAAUCGCCUCUGUCCAUUUGCUUUCCAGAGUACACAGGUCCCAACACUUAUGAAGAUGCUGCUGCUUAUAUCCAAGCACAAUUUGAAAGCAAGAACCGCUCUCCCAAUAAGGAGAUUUAUUGUCACAUGACUUGCGCCACAGAUACGAAUAACAUCCAGGUGGUAUUCGACGCCGUCACUGACAUCAUCAUUGCCAACAACCUCAGAGGCUGCGGCUUGUACUGAUUUUUCUCUGUUUAGCAAUCUAUCUGCUGGCGAUAAAAAAAAAUGCAACUUGGUAAACAGAAGGCAAAACAAAAAUAAACAUAUAUAUAUAUAUAUAUAUAUAUAUAUAUAUAUAUAUAUAUAUAUAUAUAUAUAUAUAUAUAUAACUAAUCUUUUUAGUUAGUCUCAAAGAGCUGUCAACAGAAUAGAUUCCUGACGGCCCUUAUCCAAAAGAAUAGUUUCCUAAUUUUAAAGGAUUAUCGUUUGGUCCUAAUCUUCUUAACACUUUCAGUGCUGGAAUCUUUGGAACUCGUGUAACCCAUGACUGUUCUUUCCAGGACUGAAAGAUAGUGUAGGACUUCUUUGAUAAAGGGAAUAUAAUAUAUUUUAAUCUUUUAAGAUAUGUGUGUUGUGAUCUGUUUCACACAAGCAGGAUCCAAAACCAAUGUUCAGGUUUAUCUCUUCUGUUCAGCUCUUAAAAAAAAAAAAAAAAAAAAAAAAUUCCCCUCCAAUUUCCUAACCAGGUAGAAGUGUUUGUGAGACUCGCGGAACAAUGUGCUCAGCUUUUGUUGGUGCUGUUGCUGUAAGAGGGUCUGAGAGGGAUUAUGGGAGGCCCAGCUAGUCUGAACAACACAACGUAGUGGGUCCCUGUUUUAUGGGAAAAAAGGUAUCCGUGCCAACCCAAACUGCAGAGCAGGGGCACAGUCUACAGUUUUUAGCGGGUUUCAUACCCUGCUGUCCCUUCUUACUCUGCACUACUUAACGGACCCUCAAAUUGAUGAUCUGCGGGUAGCAUGACCUUUGGCCUUUGUAAAAACACAGCCUUCCUUAAAGUUGAUGUGUAACGUUAUCACUGGAUUAGUGGCUGCAUAGGAUGCUGUAAAUCUGGUUUAGCUAAGUCUGUACAUUUAGAAGAAACAAAACUGUUCUUUUUUUCCCCACGUGCUUGUAGCUUAAAGACACCUCCCUUAUUCUUAUUAUUAUUAUUACUACUACCAUUUUCUUGCACCAACUGUAAAGAAGCAUCUCCUUUAUCCUUUCCAACCCCCAUCACUGCCAGAGAAGCCAAAAAAUGGCCUCCAGCAAAGAAAUGGGUUUAUAGAAAUCUGUUUUUUUGGGGGGGGGGGGUUGAUUGGGGUUAUUUCUGUUGGACUUUUAAGCCCUAAGUGGAAUAAAAUAAUUAUUCGAAUGAAAAAAAAAAAAAAAGGAUUUUCCAAGAUAUUUAAUGUACAGAUCUGAUUAGGUUCCCAUACUCUGAACUGUGUACCAUGCACUCUUUGGACUCUUUUAGAAAAAGCACAGCUCUCACUGACCUCCAGCUGCUGAAAUAACUCCCCCUCUUCAAUUUUUUUGCUCUGAAUUUCCUGUAUUUCCAAACUGAUAGGCUUCUUUACUUUCAAUCUCGUUUUACUUUUCCUAAGUGAAUGCUUUGUGCUGCUUCUCGCCCCUCCCUUUCCUUCCCAUCUUAUAGUGAAUGGUGUUUUCCUCUCAUGUGGGAUGUUUGUGCUGAGAAAAAAAAAAACAAAAUAAAUCAAAAAAUAAAAAAAAAUGAAAAAGCAAAACAAAAAAAAACUAAUUUAAUCGAAUGUAGUGUUUACAUUAAAUCCACAAUUUUCAUGACCAAACCUUUGCCAUUUCUACUUUGAUUAGAACUCGUACUUCUUCACCAUUUCACUUGCAAACUGAAGAAGAACGGUCACAAAUGUUAAAGAAAAAAAAAUUUAAAAAUCAAUCAAUAAAUGAGCGAGAAAUGAAGCUGGAGUGUGUUCUUUGUAUUGCCGAAUGCUCAGUUUGGUGCUGCCAGCGACUCUCGUAACCAAUGGAAACUCAUGUGUAGCUUAAUAAAGAGAAUGUUUGUCUGUA
Xenopus laevis (African clawed frog) is the source of this 3224-nucleotide messenger RNA. RefSeq names its product G protein subunit alpha o1 S homeolog (gene gnao1.S). The transcript is spliced from 9 exons. The record is from RefSeq and is a predicted model, not a curated record. Bases 276 to 1382 code for a protein of 368 amino acids. Gene Ontology annotation, cellular component: cytoplasm; membrane; plasma membrane. NCBI's taxonomy places the organism in Eukaryota, Metazoa, Chordata, Amphibia, Anura, Pipidae. Gene Ontology annotation, biological process: response to monoamine; G protein-coupled dopamine receptor signaling pathway; adenylate cyclase-modulating G protein-coupled receptor signaling pathway. Gene Ontology annotation, molecular function: GTP binding; guanyl nucleotide binding; metal ion binding.